CUGGAUGUUUCUAGCCUGUCAGUGGAAAUAAUGAGAGUUCAACUGAAGGGUGAUGCCAUCUGUACGCUCUGUUUGGUGGUUGCGCUUUUCACCAUACUUUAUUCCCAACUGAGUCACCUGUCCCUUCGCGAAGAGCAGGGGAAAGGGAAGAAGACAACUUUAGGUGCAACGCACAAGGGCCUCCGUCAUCCUGCCGUCCUCCAAAGACAGGCAGAAGGUCGGGAGACGGGAACAGUGCCCAGAAUUAUUUCUGCUGUGAAACACAACCAAGAGGCAAAUGACAAGGAUUCAGUCACCACUCCACCACGGUUGACAGUUUCAGCUUUUGACUUUAGGAAUUACCUCAGGAACAAAGACAACAGGAAGUUUGACCUCCUCAUCAAUCAACCCAAGAAGUGCACAAGGACUCCAGAAGGGCCCUUCUUGCUCAUCGCCAUCAAAUCGCUGGUUGAAGACUUUGACCGCCGGGAGAUCGUGCGGAAAACAUGGGGAAGAGAAGGACUGGUCAAUGGGGCUCAAGUCCAGAGACUUUUCCUCCUGGCCGUUCCGAAAAACAAGACAGCCCUGCCAACCUGGGAAUCUCUCGUUCGACAGGAGAGCCUGAUGUAUCGCGACAUCCUGCUGUGGGACUUCCUGGACACGUUCUUCAACUUGACUUUGAAAGAGAUACACUUCCUACGCUGGGCCGACGAAUUUUGCUCCAACACCAAGUUCAUCUUCAAAGGGGACGCCGACGUUUUUGUCAACGUGGAGAACAUCAUCAGCUUCCUGGACAGCCACGAUGCCUCUGAGGACCUUUUUGUUGGGGACAUCAUCUACAAUGCGCACCCGAUUCGAACCCGCAAGAGCAAGUACUACAUCCCGGAGACAAUGUAUGGGUUAGGCAUGUACCCGGCCUAUGCUGGAGGGGGUGGUUUCAUAUUAUCGAGUAGCACUAUGAAGAAACUGUCCCAGGCCUGUGGCCAAGUGGAACUCUUCCCAAUUGAUGACGUGUUUUUAGGCAUGUGCCUGCAAAGAAUCAACCUGAGGCCCGUUUCGCACGAAGGAUUCAAGACUUUUGGAAUAACCAAGCCCUCCGCUGCCCCUAACUUGCAGACGUUCGAUCCUUGUUUCUACAAAGACCUCAUGGUGGUCCAUAGCUUGAAAGUGGCAGAAAUCUGGCUCAUGUGGAACCUGCUCCACAACGCGCGGCUCUCUUGCACCCAAAAGAAGCAAGUCAAGAAGGCUUUCCGGUGGAAAAUCAAAACCAAAGAGAUCACAAAUGAUUAUGGCACCUAAGGGUGGGUUUGCUUUUGUUUGGUUGUUCAACGAUUUCUUGACCUGCAUGGAUGAAUGAACCACCCGUUUCUAAUAUUACAGAUAGAGCUUCCUCAUCACAAGAUGCAGUAGUUUUUCAAUUAGAGAUAUCAAGCGCUGGGCAUAGGUUUUUAGCCAGAUUCAGUGCUGUGGUUGGGAGUAAACAGGGCAAAUGUCUAGGGCAGGACCCCACAGAGUGGCUCCAAUCCAAGUUGGCCUCACAAGAGCUGUUUUGUGAGCGUGACCCUUUCUGUGAAUGGCGGUUUGUUUCAUGAACAGACCGGCUGCAUUGGUUCCCACCCACUAUCGGAAGAGAGAGUCAUGGCAGAGAGGGUGAACCAGGAGAUCCUAAUACUGUACAAAGAUUUCUUUUUUCCAGGAAGGGAAAAGGCGAACUGUGAAGCGUUCAGAAACAAGUUGGGAGCUGAAGCGAAUGUCGAACUGGAUUACAGCACUGACCAUAAAAUCAUAGACAGAGUUAUUUAAAAACACGUCGGGCUGAAUUUGGUAAAGUCUACCUCCAGAUUAUAGGACUGUACCUUAAGAGAGCACAUUGCAGGAUAGCAUUUAAGAGCACUUUUUUU
Pogona vitticeps (central bearded dragon) is the source of this 1880-nucleotide messenger RNA. The record is from RefSeq and is a predicted model, not a curated record. Lineage: Eukaryota; Metazoa; Chordata; Lepidosauria; Squamata; Agamidae.